UCCAUAAUAAGGGCCAAAAGGCAUGGCUUCCCAAACAGAGCCUUGGCUACUGGAGAACGGCAGCGUUAAGUGCUUAACCAAAGAGAACCGACAAGGCCAUGGCCGAAGCCUUCGGACAGCUCACAACAUGUCGUCCUCUUCCCUCCGCAUAAAGUCCGAUUUGACCCUCGUCUCCAAACUCCAAUUCCCCUGCCUUAGGAACUUCCUCGCUCAUCUUCAGGAGGUCCUUUUGGGAACUAAGCUUUCCGUUCUCUUCCCUGCCAUUCCGCUAGCCGUUCUGGCUCAGAGUUGUGCCUUUGGAAGACCUUGGAUUUUUGCUUUGAGUUUGCUUGGCCUCACGCCAUUGGCUGAACGUGUCAGCUUUCUGACAGAGCAAAUCGCUUAUUACACUGGUCCAACAGUUGGAGGGCUUUUGAAUGCAACGUGUGGGAAUGCAACAGAGAUGAUAAUAGCAAUUCUUGCACUUACAAAGGGAAAGAUAGAAGUGGUGAAGUAUUCUCUUUUGGGCUCUGUUCUUUCAAACCUUCUUCUUGUUCUUGGAACCUCUCUCUUCUCUGCUGGCAUUGCCAAUCUAUCAACCCAUCAAAUUUUUGAUAGAAGACAGGCAGAUGUGAACUCACUGAUGCUGAUGCUGUCAUUUCUGUGCCAUUUAUUGCCGUUAUUAUUUGGGUACGCCGCCACCACCUCCGCCGUCGCAGCCGCCGCCUCCACCCUCCACCUGUCCAGAGCCAGCAGCAUCGUUAUGCUCUUGGCUUACAUUGCUUACUUGGUCUUCCAACUCUGGACUCACCGCCAAUCAUUUGAAGCCCAGGAGGAUGAAAACGACGACGUACCAGGAGAAGAGGCAGUUAUUGGAUUCUGGAGUGCAUUUGCAUGGCUUGUAGGAAUGACACUCCUGAUUGCUUUGCUGUCGGAAUACGUUGUCAACACAAUUGAGGAAGCAUCAACUACUUGGGAUUUGUCGGUGAGUUUCCUCAGCAUAAUCUUGCUCCCUAUCGUCGGGAAUGCAGCCGAACACGCCGGAGCUAUCAUCUUUGCCUUAAAAAAUAAGUUGGACAUAAGUUUGGGGGUUGCUUUGGGGUCAGCAACACAAAUUGCACUUUUUGUGAUUCCACUGUGUGUGAUCGUUGCUUGGACAAUGGGAGUGGAUAUGGAUCUAAAUUUCAACCUCAUGGAAACGGCGUCGCUUGGAUUAGCCAUUAUUACCACAGCCUUCGCCUUACAAGAUGGAACCUCUCACUAUAUUAAAGGCCUUGUUCUUCUGUUAUGUUAUGUUAUUAUUGCGGCUUGUUUCUUUGUCUCCAACACUCAACAAGAUGGUAUCAAUAUCCCCAAUUUGGAAAUCCAAUCUAGAAGAAUUCUCUUGAAGUCUCCUUGAGAUGAAGGACCAAAUUGCAAAAACCAAAAAUAAGAGGGACUUGUAAUUAAAUUCUUUUGAAUUUCAAAAUUGGCCCCAUGGUAAAGUUGUCUUGAAUUUUCAUGUAUAUCAUAAGAAUGGAACAUUAUUCAUAUA
Cucurbita pepo subsp. pepo (vegetable marrow) is the source of this 1513-nucleotide messenger RNA. RefSeq names its product vacuolar cation/proton exchanger 3. Gene Ontology annotation, molecular function: calcium:proton antiporter activity. Lineage: Eukaryota; Viridiplantae; Streptophyta; Magnoliopsida; Cucurbitales; Cucurbitaceae. Gene Ontology annotation, biological process: calcium ion transmembrane transport; intracellular calcium ion homeostasis. Gene Ontology annotation, cellular component: plant-type vacuole membrane. The record is from RefSeq and is a predicted model, not a curated record.